Molecule: messenger RNA, 1175 nt
Organism: Electrophorus electricus (electric eel)
Lineage: Eukaryota; Metazoa; Chordata; Actinopteri; Gymnotiformes; Gymnotidae
Product: aquaporin-4
Biological process (GO): transmembrane transport; water transport
Cellular component (GO): plasma membrane
Molecular function (GO): water channel activity
Source: RefSeq, a predicted model, not a curated record
CACACAAACACACACAGAGAGACGGAUAACUCUGGGCUUAGCAUGAAUCUCCGGGAGGAGGUCAGAAGCCGUCAGUUUUGGCGGGGCAUGCUGGCUGAGAUCCUAGGCUCUCUGGUCUUCGUGUCAGCUGUGUUGGGCUCUUCAGUGCCAGGUCCUGGGGGCAAUUCCUCCGGGCCCCUUUACCCGGCACUAGCUGCAGGCAUGGCAGCAGUGGGCCUGGGACACUGUUUUGGAGAGAUCAGCGGGGCUCAGGUGAACCCUGCUGUAACUUUGGCUUUAUUGGCUACAAGGAGACUGGACACAUUAAGGGCUGUGGUCUAUGUCAUUGCGCAAUGCUUAGGAGCCACUCUAGGGGCUGGGAUGCUCUACUUGGUCCUGCCCCUGAAAUCCACAGCUGAGGUCUUUGUCAACAAGGUACCCAUAGAGGUGAACGCAGGGCAGGCUCUGGGGACAGAGAUGCUGGCCACCUUCCAGCUGGUCUUCACCAUCUUCUCUGUGGAAGAUCAGCGGAGGCGAGAGGGGAGUGAACCCGGCAACCUGGCUAUUGGCUGCUCCCUGUCUGCUGGCAUUUUUACAGCUGGUAGAAUUUCUGGAGGCAGCAUGAACCCUGCUCGUUCUCUUGGACCUGCCAUUAUAGUUGGGUUCUGGGAACAUCACUGGGUGUACUGGAUAGGGCCGGUGCUGGGUGCAGUUCUGGCAGGUGUGUCUCAUGAUUUCUUUUUUGCUCCAACCACCUCAAGGCAGAAGCUGGUGGCAUGUCUCACUUGUAAAGACAUCGAAAUAGUGGAGACUGCCAGUGUGUCUCGCUCCUCUCUGUCCACUGUCACACAGACAGCUAUGAGGGCCAAGCAGACCAACAAACUUGAACACAACUGAACCAUGUGACAUGCUCACUGAUUGGGAACACUGCCAUUUCUUCAAGGGUCAAUGAAUUGUAAAUUAGCUCUUGUCAUUGUACCUUUUUGAAUUAGAUAGUGUCAAAAUAAAUGUAAAAACAUUUACAUGAAGAGUUCCUAAAACAUGAAGAGUAAAGAUUUAAAGCCUUAUGAAUGUUUAGAUUACAGUUCUGUUCUGUAACCACUGUGUGGGCAGUGUAUUUAUUUUCAUAUGAAAUUAUUCUUUAAGAUGUUUUCUGUUCAUUGUUGAGUGACUUACUAAAAACUAAAGUAUAAAGA